CUACACAACAACAAAAAUUAAAAAAUCAAAUUGUAAGAGCAACGUGUUGUAAAAUUUUUAUAAUUGUAAAUACAUCCAUAAAAUAUAUAAAAAAACAUGUCUUCACAACCAGUAACGUUAAAACAACCUGGUAAAAGUUGGCGUGAAAUAAACCAAGAACGUAAAGCACAAAAACGCCAAAGAAAUGAGGAAAAGAUUAUCAAACGUGAGAAGCGGUUAGCUCUUGAAAAGGAAAUAGAAUUGAAAGAAAAAGUAGAGAGUGAAAUAACGAAAAAGAAUGCGGAAAUAUCUACUGUUAGCAUAGCCGUGCCAGGAUCGAUAUUGGAAAACGCUCAGUCAGCGGAAUUGCGUACCUAUUUGGCAGGGCAAAUUGCUAGAGCCGCAUGUGUCUUUUGUGUUGACGAAGUCAUCGUAUACGAUGAUAUUGGUGAUAAGAUAAACACUAAAAAGUCCAAAUUAGAGGAGGCUGAUGGUGUCACAGUGGCGCGCAGGAGUUGUGUCCAACUGGCAAGAAUAUUGCAGUACUUAGAGUGCCCACAGUACUUGAGAAAACAUUUUUUCCCAUUGCAUAAAGAUCUCGAGUUUGCUGGCCUGCUCAACCCACUUGAUGCCCCACACCAUUUGAGGCAGUCAAAUGAUUUCAAAUUCAGGGAAGGUAUUACUAUGAAUAAAAAGGUGAAGCCUGGACGUGGUUCUCAGGUCAAUGUGGGGUUAUUGCAGGAUGUAUCUACUGAUAAAUUGUUAAACCCUGGGAUCAGAGUUACAGUUAAAAUGAUGCCUACUUCAGAGGGUAGCAAAAAGUUAAAAGGGAAGAUUGUCAGCUUGUCAACUCCAAGGGCUGAAACAGGAGUUUACUGGGGCUAUACUGUGAGAAUUGUUAACAGUUUGAGUCAAUUAUUUACAAAAUGCCCUUACAAAGAUGGGUAUGAUGUAACUAUAGGAACAUCCGACAGGGGCACUCCAAUAGAUGAUUUGCCAGAUAAAGGAGUAAAUUAUAAUCAUGCUCUAAUAGUUUUUGGAGGUCUGCAUGGCAUAGAGGCAGCACUAGAAAGUGAUGAACAGUUACAAGUUGAUGAUUCUUCUCUACUUUUCAACCACUAUGUAAAUGUUCUGCCAAGGCAGGGCUCCAGGACUAUUCGAACAGAGGAAGCAAUCCUAAUAGCUAUGUCAAGCCUGAGAACAAAAUUAAAAGCAAACAAUGAACCUAUGAUAUUUAAAGAGACAGGGAUAGCUGUCAGUUCAACAUUCCCAGCAUCAAAAACGGAUUUAUCAAGCGAUGAAAACCAUUUAGAUUUGAGAAGAUUUGAUUAAAACUAAGA
Maniola jurtina (meadow brown) is the source of this 1319-nucleotide messenger RNA. Its product is annotated as putative methyltransferase C9orf114. NCBI's taxonomy places the organism in Eukaryota, Metazoa, Arthropoda, Insecta, Lepidoptera, Nymphalidae. The coding region runs from base 97 to 1311 and encodes 404 amino acids. The transcript is spliced from 3 exons. The record is from RefSeq and is a predicted model, not a curated record.